Messenger RNA from Olea europaea var. sylvestris, 1446 nucleotides. RefSeq lists its product as uncharacterized. Bases 1 to 1446 code for a protein of 481 amino acids. The transcript is spliced from 3 exons. The record is from RefSeq and is a predicted model, not a curated record. NCBI's taxonomy places the organism in Eukaryota, Viridiplantae, Streptophyta, Magnoliopsida, Lamiales, Oleaceae.
AUGUUCCGGGCAUUCCCCCUGACUCUAGGAGAUAAAGCCCAAAGAUGGUUUAGGAGACUACACGAAAGGUCGGCAAAAGAUUGGAAUGACCUAGCCAUGGCAUUCUUGGCCCAGUUUAUGGGCUCCAAGGCUAGAACUACACCCAAAGAACGUCUAGUGAACAUCAAGCAGGGAAGAAGUAAAUCCCUCAAAAACUAUCUGAUACACGAAGACGGUCCAAGGACUUAUCACGAGUUCUUGAAUCGAGCUGAGAAAUACAUAAGCGCUGAAGAAGCAACCUCUGACCAAGAGGAAGCAAGACGCGAAAUUGACCUCAGUGAUGUGGUGAAAGAAAAAAAAACCAAGCCACAGUCCUCAACCAGAAAGAAAGAAGGACAGGAGAGAAAGAGAACGUCCAAGGGCUCAGUCAUACAAGUUCCGGGAGUACCACCCACUCAAAGCCUCCUUGGAAAAGGUAUUCACGACUUAAAAGAGGAAGUUGAAUCCUUAAUUCGACGAGGCCGGUUACAGGAGUUUGUUGCCAAGCUAAAAGAAGCAGAUCGACCUACGAUGCAGCAGCCACAGCUACAGGGGGCCCCCACACGAGCCCAACAGGCGAUCCCUAAUCGUAACCCACCUCCACAUGCCAAAAUCAAAAUGAUGGUGAGCAGAAAUCAAUAUAUUGAAGGAUCCAGAAGGGCCAGGCGAAAGCAAGCCCGAAGUGCAAAAACCGUGCCGAACUACUGGUAUCAAAUCCCUAGGAUCAGCAUUGACCCUAAAUCGUUCUGGUUCGCGGAAGAAGAUUCUAAAGGAAUCCUCCAAGACCGGAGUGAUGCCUUGGUGGUCACAAUGAUGGUCGCAGGAGUAAAAGUCCACCGCACUCUAGUGGACAAUGGAAGUUUGGUCAAUAUACUGUACUCACGAACCUUGAGGCAGUUGGAAAUAUCAGUCCGCUACCUCCAACCGUAUCCAAGGAAGCUACAGGGAUUUUCUGGGGAUCCUAUCGAAGCCCUAGGUCAGAUAGUCCUUAGUGUGGAGCUGGGCGAAGCUCCUCGCCAAAGAAGAAUCUUAGCGGAUUUUGUGGUGGUCGAUUUACCGUCCAACUACAAUGCAAUAUUGGGACGGUCCAUUUUACACGAACUAAAGGCUGCCAUUUCAAUUUAUCAUUAUUGCGUGAAAUUUCCCACCCCUUACGGGACUAGAAUUAUCCAAGGGGAUCAAGCUACUACAAGGGCCUGCAACAUCGACCUGCCAAGGCCACAAGUCAUCAUUCUGAGGAGUAAGAUGAACACACAAGCCGAGGAAGUAAGACCAAAGAGACCAAUCGUUGCAGAUCUCUCGGAGAUCGGCAUAACGGAAAAGAAUCUCAAAAAAGCCAUAGACGAGCAACUAUCUUUUGACGAGAAGGAGACAGACCCACACCCUUACCACAGAGUUAUGGUAAUCUCGUUGCCUGUAGCCGGGUAA